This is a messenger RNA of Botrytis sinoallii, 705 nucleotides long. RefSeq lists its product as uncharacterized. NCBI's taxonomy places the organism in Eukaryota, Fungi, Ascomycota, Leotiomycetes, Helotiales, Sclerotiniaceae. The coding region runs from base 1 to 705 and encodes 234 amino acids. The record is from RefSeq and is a predicted model, not a curated record. The transcript is spliced from 2 exons.
AUGGCAUCUCCAGCUGUCCCGCUGAAGCGAACCUACAAUCACAAAUCACACUCUUCCGAAGAUUUGAAAACUAAACGUAUCUGCACAGCGGCAAAAGAUGCUGUUUGGUCGCUCCGCAAAUCUGACCUCCGUACGCACUUUCUUACUCUGCAACAAUACACUCAAUCACUUUCCAAUGCAAUGCCAAGAGUCGACUCUGGUGCGGAAAUCCAUGAUGAUUUGAAUGAGAUCCCUUUGCCCGAGAUCCUUCCCCCACUCCUACGUAUGCCAGUCGAAAUCCGCCAACUAAUCUACCGUCAUUUGCUGACACCUCCCUCCAAUGACCGCCUUGGCCCCCAUCCUCGCCAACUCCAAUCCCACAUUUAUCUUUCUCGCGCUUUCGAAGUCGCCGUUCUACAUCUGAAUCGCCAAAUAUAUCACGAAGCGCUCCCAAUAUUUUACGGCGACUCCCUUCAAACCAUCUCUGUAACCGUCGACUACAAUCUCUGGACACACAAAACUCAACGCUCCGAUUUAGUUCUCUCCUCAUUCCUCACCUCGUCAAUUCGGAAUUUAUCCCUUUCCGUCCAGCUCGGUAGCGAGAAACGAAAACAGAAACCCGAUGACUUCGAAGCGGAGGCGAGACUAAUAGAAGUAACUAAAGGAAUUAAGAAAUUGAGGAAAUGGUUAGCAGGAGCUGACAUCCAAAUUUUGAGGAUUGGAUGA